Centruroides sculpturatus (bark scorpion) is the source of this 2498-nucleotide messenger RNA. RefSeq lists its product as uncharacterized. The record is from RefSeq and is a predicted model, not a curated record. The transcript is spliced from 2 exons. NCBI's taxonomy places the organism in Eukaryota, Metazoa, Arthropoda, Arachnida, Scorpiones, Buthidae. The coding region runs from base 72 to 1220 and encodes 382 amino acids.
ACUUUAAAUCACUCUACCCGUCUAUUAAACUACCGGCAGUAUUUUGCGCCGUAAGAGACCUCCUGUUUAACAUGGUUAAUGAUAAUAGCUUACACCAACAGAUACUAGAAUUGGCACAUCUUAUCUGUUAUAACUCUUUUUUCCAAUUCAACGGGAUCACGUACGGCCAAGGAAGAGGCGUCCCCAUGGGUAGCCCCAUCGCAGGGGACCUAUGCGAAAUAGUGGUCAGACAAUUAGAAGAUAUAGUCAUCCCUCAAUACUCACCUAACAUCUUACUAUAUAAACGAUACGUGGAUGAUAUUCUCAUCUUAUGGAGGAUUGAGCCGGAUGUUUCAAGGUUCGUUGAUUCGUUCAAUGAUAAUCCAUACGGCCUGACCUUAGAGAUCGAUCAAGCUCACGCUUCUGAAGCCCAUUUUCUCGACAUCAACAUCAAGUUCGAACAAACAACUACCCGUACAGAAGUGUACCGGAAACCAGGGGCUGAGCAUCUAUACAUUCCAAUAGGAUCGUGCGAUCCACCGAACUAUAAAAUGGCAGCCUUCAACGCCUUAAUUAGGAGAGCAUACUCGCAUUCAUCGGAUCGGAUAUCCCUACAUGCCGAACUAAGACAUAUUGAACAAAUAGCCAACGAACAUGGUUAUCCCAAGAUCGUACGUAAAUUGAUCCGCAAAUGGCGCUGCCGAGAAGUAGCCCUUAACCAAGCACCCAAGGAAGUUCCAUCUAACAUCAUCCCGGUUACAUACAAUCCGUACCUGAAAUCAAUUUACAACACAAUAGCGAAGAAAAAGAAUAUUCGCAUCGCGUAUAGAAGAUGCGCCACAAUUUUUGACAUUUUACGGAACGGGAAAGAUACCCCAAACAAAGAACGACGCCCAGGGGUAUAUACCAUCCCAAUGAUUGAUCAUAGAUGGAACAGAAGCCUGAUAUACGUAGGAUCCACUAAGCGCUCCUUAGAGGUGAGAAUUAAAGAACACAUGGCGGAUAUUCUACAUGCAAGGCAAAACACCGCUCUUGCCGUCUAUGCCUCGGAUACGGAAAUAGAACCGUUAUUCAGCCAGGCCAAGGUAAUCCGCACUACAAAGUACACACACCACCUUAGAUGGCUAGAGGCCCUGUACAUAUGUAUGGCUACGCUUAAAGACGACAAUUGCAUUAACAACAAAGACGAGAUCAUCCUGUCAACUGCAUGGCAGGUGCUCGUAGACAAAAAGUUACGUUAAUUUAGAACCAGCGAAGGGGCGCAUGCGUCAAUGACGCCAGCGAUACGUACGAGAAAAUUCGUAAUGAUGUUCUUUUUUCAAUCAAAUUUGAAUGGCGUUCGCUUGGACAUGUUACCUGAGGAAGAACUUAAAGUUCGAAAGCGCUAGUAAUACUUCGUUUACAGAGAAGCACACCGGAAACAGGUUCAUUGUACGUUGUUUUUUGAUUAUUCUAUCCCGGUGUAGUGCAGUGCCGAUUUAAUUAAAAAAAAAAAAAGAAAAAACUGAAAUCACCUAGAAUUAAGCCCAUAUCAAGUAGUUCCAGCAUCUAUAACCUUAUCCACUCAGAUACUGCCAUUCUUAUGAUAUGUAGAACUUCCAGACAUAAACUGAACACUCAAUUUUCAGAGACCCGUUUUUUGGAAGUGCUUGGAGAAGCGAGUUCAAUUAUUUGGAUAAAGAACUAUUUGUGUUUAGGGCUAUGUGCUUGCCAAGUUUCAUUUGAAUCAGAGAGGACAAUGUCUGGCCAUCUCCUUGUCAGCAAAGCCCUGUAAGCACUGAGGAAUCUCUUUCUCAAGUCCUUUAUAAGUUUAGCCAGACUCACAAUGGGGAACGAGGGAUGGGACCAACAUAACUAAAAAGGACUACCCCAAAAAAUUUCUGGGUUUUUUGACCUGCUGGAUUCAUUUCCAGAUCCCUAGAGUGAUGCCCUGACAUUUUAACCAGUUGGCCAUUGAGCCAUCUCUGAAAUGUGCUAAGCAUGCUUGUUUUAGUAAGUAAAUAUGUUAUUUAUAUAAUUUAUUUAUUUAUUGAGUGUUCUACAUAUGAUACUGUUUAUUUAAACAACUUUUUUUUUUACAAUAAAGUCAUUGUGUACAAUAAAUAAAUGUUCUGUAUUCAUAAUGUUAAAAAUUUUUGAGGGUUGUAAAAUAAAAUUUCUAUUUAAGCCAAUAAGAUUGCAACAAUUCAUUUAAUAUUAAAAAAUAAACAAAUAGAGCCAAACUUUACCUAGGAAUGAAAUACGUUACGCUCAUAACAACUGUACUUUUCUAUUAUAGGCAAUAUAAUUUCCGUUGAUUUGCACAAGUGAACUUUCAAAAAGCAGUUUAAAGUGAUUUUUCUACACUAGACUAACAACAUUUAACAUACCUAAUCACAAUAUCCUUUACUUUAAGAUAUUCUACUUCCAUUAUUUUUAAUUAGAUUCUUCCAUUCACUUUCUUGGAUAAUUAAGUUUCAUAAAAUUCUCUAAAAUAUGUGAAAUUCUACAAGACUUUUUUCAGUUAAAAGCUGCAAAAU